Messenger RNA from Populus trichocarpa (black cottonwood), 906 nucleotides. RefSeq lists its product as uncharacterized. NCBI's taxonomy places the organism in Eukaryota, Viridiplantae, Streptophyta, Magnoliopsida, Malpighiales, Salicaceae. Bases 11 to 475 code for a protein of 154 amino acids. The record is from RefSeq and is a predicted model, not a curated record. The transcript has 2 exons.
AUUAAGGAACAUGAUGACUACUCCAAUGACAAAUGUUCUCUUCCUUGCUUUAGCUUUAGCUUUUAUUGGACUUUCAGCCAUUGAUUCCGCUCAAGCAAGAACUUUACCAGACAGGUUUGGCCUCAAAGUUGCAAAAACAUUAGCUACCCCGCCACCUCCGUGUAUGGUACAAUCAACAAGAGAUUAUCAGAAAUACUUGACUUCGCCACCACCAACGACUAGUUAUGAUCAAGAGACCUUGAGCUCACCUCCAAGGCCUGACUCGACAAAAGGCCAACUUGAUAUUGAGUCUCCAUGCAGUAAUGAAGAGAGUCCAUGCAUUAAUGAUGGUUGCAUAUCUAUGAUAACAGAUUUUGAGAGGCCUAUACCAAGUUCAAACCCACCUCCAAAACAACAUACUCCUACGGUGCCAUUACUGCGUCCAAAAUCACCUCCAAGGCAAUACCUCGUGUCAGCUAGAAAUCAUCAUCCAUGAUGAUCUCUUGAUAGUUAAUCAAGUGCAUGCUCUCGCUGUAACUCGGCUUGGUUUUCAAAACAAUAAAUUCAACUGUUACUAAGGUUACGGAAUGUUUAGGUGCUGGGCCGCUGGGAUGCUGUUUCUGCUUGGCAAAUCUUAUCUCUCCUUUAGAAAGUGUAGGCUUCUACUAGUGAAAUUAGGGUUUGCUUCCUUACGAGGUUAAUUGAGUUGGUGGUCAUGUUUGUUUGUAGUUUCUUGGUAAACACUCUGCUUAUUUCUCCAUUGUUGAUGACUCUUUAAGAAAUUAGUCAAUAAAAAGCGUUUUCUAAUCAUAGAAGAAUAUAAGGUUUUAAGUGGAAAAUGUUUUCCUCUUAAACUUUGGGAAAACACUUUCGAUUACAUAUUUAUGUUUAUAUAUUGCUAUUUUAAAGUUUAUUGUUAAUCAAUAA